AGAUUUAAGUAAGCAUCUUAUUAUUAUAUAGUCAAUUGCAUACGAAUAUUCGUAAGAUAAAGAUCAUUUAUUGCAGUUUAUUUUAAUAUUAAUACGCAGCAAAAUGUUAGGUGGUAAAAUGCAAGGUCUUACAAAAGAAUCUCUGAAAAAGAAUUCUAUGUUACUGCCACUGUUUUUCUGCAUCGGAUUUGGAGCAUUUGCUGCUACAGGCUAUUUAUUACGCCUUGCAUUACGAAGUCCUGAUGUUACGUGGAAUACUAGAAGCAAUCCUGAACCAUGGAAUGAGUAUAAAGAUAAAGAUUAUAAGUUUAUUAGUGUUCGUGAUACAACUAACUUCAGAGCAACACCUCCGCAAUAUUAAAAACAUAUAUUUUGUAAACUAGUCUUAAUUAAAAAAAGCUAUGUAGAAAUCAAA
Molecule: messenger RNA, 415 nt
Organism: Apis mellifera (honey bee)
Lineage: Eukaryota; Metazoa; Arthropoda; Insecta; Hymenoptera; Apidae
Gene: ND-MLRQ
Product: cytochrome c oxidase subunit NDUFA4
Exons: 3
Coding region: 104-361 (85 amino acids)
Source: RefSeq, a predicted model, not a curated record